This is a messenger RNA of Euleptes europaea (tarantolino), 4473 nucleotides long. RefSeq names its product WD repeat domain 7 (gene WDR7). The record is from RefSeq and is a predicted model, not a curated record. Gene Ontology annotation, molecular function: protein binding. The transcript has 27 exons. Gene Ontology annotation, cellular component: cytoplasm. NCBI's taxonomy places the organism in Eukaryota, Metazoa, Chordata, Lepidosauria, Squamata, Sphaerodactylidae. The coding region runs from base 1 to 4473 and encodes 1490 amino acids.
AUGGCGGGCAACAGUCUGGUGCUGCCGAUUGUGCUGUGGGGGCGCAAAUCCCCCACCCACUGCGUGUCCGCCGUCCUGUUAAUGGACGACGUGUCAAUGAUUGUAACAGGCUGUCAUGAUGGGCAGAUAUGUCUUUGGGACCUUUCGUCAGAUCUGGAAAUAAAUCCCAGAGCUCUGUUGUUUGGCCACACAGCUUCCGUCACUUGUUUGUCUAAAGCCAGUGCUUCCAGUGAGAAACAGUAUAUAGUGAGCGCAUCGGAAAGCGGGGAAAUGUGCCUCUGGGAUGUGAAUGAUGGAAGAUGCAUUGAAUAUACCAAAUUAGCCUGCACACACACCGGCAUACAGUUCUACCAGUUUACCAUCGGGACCCAGCGUGAAGGCAGAUUGCUGUGUCACGGACAUUACCCAGAAAUUCUUGUUGUGGAUGCCACCAGCCUUGAAGUCCUUUAUUCCUUGGUGUCAAAGAUCUCUCCGGACUGGAUCAGCUCUAUGAGCAUUAUUCGAUCUCACAGAACGCAAGAGGACACUGUUGUCGCGGUGUCGGUGACAGGCAUACUGAAAGUGUGGAUAGUAACUUCUGAAGUGAGUCACUUACAGGAUACGGAACCAAUCUUUGAGGAGGAGUCGAAGCCAAUUUACUGCCAGAACUGCCAAAGCAUUUCUUUCUGUGCAUUUACCCAACGAUCGCUUUUGGUGGUGUGCUCCAAAUACUGGAGGGUGUUUGAUGCGGGAGAUUAUUCCCUGUUGUGCUCCGUCCCCGGUGAGAAUGGGCAGACCUGGACAGGAGGCGAUUUUGUGUCAGCGGACAAAGUGAUCAUAUGGACAGAAGACGGUCAGAGUUUCAUAUAUAAACUGCCUGCCAGUUGCUUGCCGGCUAGUGACACCUUUCGCAGUGACGUCGGGAAGGUUGUCGAAAAUCUAAACCCUCCUCAGCUGCACUGCAUCGUGGACCGAGCGGUGGUGAAAUCAGAGAAACAGUUAUUAAUCUGCCCUCCUGUUACUCGGUUCUUCUAUGGCCGCAGGGAGUGUUUCCAUAAACUGCUUAUCCAGGGAGACUCGUCGGGCAGGCUUAGCAUUUGGAGUAUACCGGAUACGCUCGACCAGCAAGACGUGACCGAAGGAUUAAAAAUAACGACCUCCACUUCGCUGCAAGAAGCAUUCAGCAAACGUGUUCCACGCCCUGCUGGAAUUAUCGAUCAGUUGAGCUUCAUGCCCCACAGCGAUGAACCACUUAAAGUGACAGCCAGCGUUUACAUCCCAGCGCACGGACGCUUGGUUUGUGGCCGUGAAGAUGGAAGCAUUGUUAUUGUGCCAGCAACUCAGACUGCUGUAGUUCAGCUCUUGCAAGAUGAACACAUGCGCAGAAGAGGUUGGCCACCCCAUAGAACUCUGCGGGGUCAUCGGAACAAAGUCACGUGUUUGCUGUAUCCUCACCAGGUCUCUUCUCGCUACGACCAAAGAUACUUGGUCUCGGGUGGUGUAGACUUUUCUGUCAUUAUCUGGGACAUCUUUUCUGGAGAAAUGAAGCACAUCUUCUGUGUGCAUGGUGGAGAAAUCACGCAACUUUUAGUUCCUCCAGAAAACUGCAGUUCACGAGUGCAACACUGUGUUUGCUCUGUGGCCAGCGACCACUCGGUGGGACUUCUGAGUUUACGAGAGAAGAAAUGCAUCAUGCUGGCUUCCCGGCAUCUCUUCCCAGUUCAAGUGAUAAAGUGGAGGCCCUCUGACGACUAUCUGGUGGUUGGAUGUUCAGAUGGAUCUGUGUAUGUCUGGCAGAUGGAUACUGGUGCCCUCGACCGCUGCGUAAUGGGGAUCACCGCUGUCGAGAUCUUGAACGCUUGCGACGAGGCUGUGCCUGCUGCGGUGGACUCCCUGAGCCACCCUGCUGUUAACUUAAAACAAGCGAUGACCAGGCGAAGCCUCGCUGCAUUGAAAAACAUGGCCCACCAGAAACUGCAAACUCUCGCCACAAAUCUCUUGGCUUCUGAUUCAUCUGACAAAGGAAACUUGCCUAAAUACUCACACAAUUCUCUGAUGGUCCAAGCCCUCAAGACGAACUUAACAGACCCGGAUAUCCACGUGCUCUUCUUUGAUGUGGAAGCUCUGAUUAUUCAGCUACUAACCGAAGAAGCCUCCAGGCCUAACACAGCCCUUAUUUCCCCCGAGAAUCUGCAGAAAGCAUCUGGCAGUUCUGACAAAGGGGGUUCCUUCCUGGCCGGCAAACGAGCAGCGGUCCUAUUCCAGCAGGUCAAGGAAACGAUCAAAGAGAACAUAAAAGAGCAUCUCCUCGACGAGGACGACGAAGACGACGAAUCCAGGCAGAGAAGAGAAGACGGCGACCCGGAAUAUCGGUCCGGCAAAUCUAAGCCGUUGACGCUGUUAGAAUAUAACCUCACCAUGGACACGGCCAAGCUGUUCAUGUCAUGCCUCCAUGCCUGGGGCUUGAACGGUGUUCUAGACGAGCUUUGCAGCGACCGCCUGGGGAUGCUGAAGCCACACUGUUCUGUCUCUUUUGGCUUGAUUUCAAGGGGCGGCCACAUGUCCCUGAUGCUUCCAGGAUACAACCAGCCUAUAGGCAAGGUACCCUCUACCGAUGCCGAUGUAGGAAAGUCUGUGGCCCUCACCGAGGGGCACGUCAGGGGUACAUAUGGCAUAUCGCGCGCAGUGACUACUCAGCACCUUCUCUCCAUUAUUUCCCUGGCGAACACCUUGAUGAGUAUGACCAACGCAACGUUUAUUGGCGAUCACAUGAAGAAGGGACCAGUCAGACCUCCUAGGCCGGGGACACCCGAGCUUGCUAAAGGGAAGACACCUGCUCCUCCUGCCAGUCCGGCAUCUCAAGGGCAGAUUAAACAAGUUGCUCCUGCUGUUUCUGCUAGCACGGAAGCUGACCGCUCUGGCUCUGACCCUGCUCCUCCUUUACAUACCUGUUUCUUAGUAAAUGAAGGAUGGAGUCAGCUUGCCGCAAUGCACUGCGUGAUGCUUCCUGACUUGCUGGGCCUGGAUAAAUUUAGACCGCCUCUCCUUGAAAUGUUGGCUCGUAGAUGGCAGGAUCGAUGCUUGGAGGUGCGAGAAGCCGCCCAGGCCUUGCUGUUAGCAGAACUCAGAAGGAUCGAGCAGGUGGGCAGAAAGGAAACAAUUGACAUGUGGGCCCCUUACUUACCUCAGUACAUGGACAGCGUGAUAUCACCGGGAGUGACCACGGAAGCCAUUCAGACCGCCACCGCCAGUCCAGAACCGUCAGCAUCGGAACCUAAAAUUCAAGAAGAAGAACACGAUCUGGUGGAUGACGACAUCUCUGCAGGUUCUCUUUCCGGAUUUCCACAAAUGAAAAAAAUAUCUAUGUCUUACGAAGAGAGGCGCAAGCAAGCCACUGCGAUUGUUCUGCUAGGAGUAAUCGGAGCAGAGUUUGGAGCAGAAAUCGAACCUCCGAAGUUGUUGACCAGACCGCGCAGUUCUAGCCAGAUUCCCGAGGGCUUUGGCUCAACGAGUGGUGGAUCCAACUAUUCUUUGGCGAGGCAUACUUGCAAGGCUUUGACGUAUCUUCUGCUCCAGCCUCCCAGCCCCAAACUUCCUCCGCACAGCACCAUCAGGAGAACGGCCAUUGAUCUCAUUGGACGAGGGUUUACCGUGUGGGAGCCUUACAUGGACGUGUCUGCUGUGUUGAUGGGCCUGCUGGAGCUCUGUGCAGAUGCCGAGAAGCAGCUUGCCAACAUCACAAUGGGGCUGCCCCUGAGCCCAGCAGCUGACUCCGCCCGCUCGGCACGCCACGCUCUCUCGCUCAUCGCCACGGCCCGACCACCCGCCUUCAUAACAACUAUCGCCAAGGAGGUCCACAGGCACACGGCUCUUCAAGCAAACACCCAGUCUCAGCAGAACGUUCACACCACGACCUUGGCUCGGGCCAAGGGAGAGAUUCUGAGGAUCGUUGAAAUACUUAUUGAAAAGAUGCCCACCGAUGUUGCGGAGCUCAUUGUAGAGGUUAUGGACAUCCUCAUGUACUGCCUGGAAGGCUCGCUGGUCAAGAAGAAAGGUCUUCAGGAGUGCUUUCCGGCCAUCUGCAGGUUCUACAUGGUCAGCUAUUACGAGCGGAGUCACCGAAUAGCAGUUGGAUCUCGCUUGGGUUCAGUGGCCCUCUACGACAUCCGGACUGGGAAAUGUCAGACCAUCCAUGGCCACCAGGGGCCCAUAACAGCUGUGGCGUUUGCUCCUGAUGGACGGUAUCUUGCCACUUACUCGAACAAAGAUAGUCACAUCUCCUUUUGGCAGAUGAACACCUCUCUUUUGGGAAGCAUCGGAAUGCUGAAUUCUGCACCGCAACUUCGCUGUAUUAAAACUUACCAGGUGCCCCCCGUCCAAACGGCAUCGCCAGGCACCCACCAGGCCCUCAAACUGGCCAGGCUCAUCUGGACUUCCAACCGCAAUGUUAUCCUUAUGGCGCAUGAUGGCAAAGAGCAUCGGUUUGUGGUGUAG